GUUGAUUCGUGGGCCCAUCAAUUGGGGACUGGAAGACAAAGAAAGAAUACACACUCGUACUUGUAUGUACUGCAUUUCGUCUAUAGUAAUGAAAUAACCGUCGUUCUGUUAAAACUACACAGAUCGGAUUUUUAAAUAAGAGGAAAGACAACGAUGAAACUAAAGAGAAUGACAUAAGUUUAUGUGGAGUGAAAAGGCAGCCAGAAAAUUAAAAAAUGGAUGCAGGUUCGACAUUUGUCGAAUCAACUGAUAUAGAGAUGUCUUCAUACUUGACGACACAAUCGCGAGGAUCGGACAGCGUAACAAUGGAUCCUGAUCUUCUAAAAUCUAUAAAAAAUCAGCCAAUAAUUCCGCCUGAAAAAAAGCGCUCUGUAAAAUACACAAUUCAAGAAGUGACAGACAUUAAUAAAAAGAAAUAUAGAGAGAUUGACUUUGAUCUUUUACCUAGAUUUAAAACAAGAAUACAAAAACCAAAGAUAUUAUGGUGUUCGCUGUGUGGAAGUGAAUUUUCUUCAGAAGCUAAUAUGAAAAGUCACAUGGCUUAUCAUAAAAACACUGAAACCUUUAAGUGCGAUGAAUGUGAUAAAGUUUUUGCAAGAGGAGGAUAUCUUCGUGAACAUAAACAGCGAAUCCACUGCCAAUCACGUCCACAUGUGUGUCCAAUUUGCCCGAAGGCUUUUGCCCAAACUAGAAAUUUACGUCUACACAUGAGAAUUCAUACUGGUGAAAAACCAUAUAAAUGUUCAACUUGUCAUCGAGCGUUCGCUCAACGCUCCAAUUAUAUGGCACAUAAAGCGAGUAUGACGGGCUGCGAGAGAAGCACUACGAUGACAAAGAUUGUUGGAAGUGAGAAUGGCAAAAAAGUAGUGCUUGUAUCACCAAAACCAAAAAACAUUGUGGAAAGGAAGUACUAUGAGGAAGUACCUGAAACAACAACAACUCCACCCGUCGAUACAGGACCACCAAGACCAUUACUUCUGGUGAAAAACUUUAAUUGUGUAGAUUCAGAGGUAUCUUAUAGAACUGCUAAAUAUGAUGAUAAAUGGGCAUCUUCUCUUGUGAAAAGCUUGAUUUGUAAUGGAACAGGAUCCAGUAGCAGCCCCUCAGAACAAUCUGAACAUAAUAACAUAGCUGUUGAUCAACCAGAACAGUUGAUCAACUCAAAUAUAUCAACAAACACAGCCGUGAAUGAUAUCAAAAGGGAACAGUUAAGCAAACUGAUAAGUAGCCCAGGGGAUGAUGUUAAUGACAAAACUCUAAAGGCAUUAUUAAAUAAGCAAUCUGGUGGUACCGCUGGUACCAUAUCCACUGAUUCUGUAUCAUCAAAUGCUGAAACCAUUAGUCCACAGCCAUCCACUAGUCGAGAGGUUAAUAUCAUCAAGCAACUAAUGAUGGAUGUUCAGAAUAUAAAAAAGGAACCAAUUGAAAAUCCAGAUAGUUUAAUUUUAGAUAUCAAAAUUGAACCUAAUGAAGAUUAUAACUCUGAUAGUGAUGUGACUGAACAAAUUGAGAGUCCACAGCCAUCCACUAGUCGUGAGGUUGAUGAUCAACCAAUGAUGGAUGUUCAGAAUAUAAAAAAGGAACCAAUCGAAAAUCCAGAUAGUUUAAUUUUAGAUAUGAAAAUUGAACCUAAUAAUGAAGAUUACAAUUCUAAGAAUCACGCGACUGAACAAAUUGAGAGUGCGACAAGUACAUCAGUGUCAAAUUCCCAGAAUAAAAUUGAAGACUCAUCUUCCCAAGCCAUGAAAAAAUUUCUAGACAACAUCAAAGUCGAACCUGUGCAGAUUUCUGCUAAAACAUUCCCUGGAUAUAAUAUCAACGUCACUGCGUCAACUUUUAUAUCAAAUAAAGUUUUACCUGGCGAUAGCACUGGAGCAAAAGCGACAGACAAUCUAGCAGAUGAUCACACACUUCGACAAGCAACUAAGCGAUGCAACAAGCACCUUGCAAUACCAGACAUUAUACCAAGAGUAGAUGAUGCAUUACUCUCCUGUUUUCCAAAAAGUACAUCAGUUUUAGAUUCUAUAACGGACUACGUCGACAGAAACCGUGCCCGGCUGAAAUCUUGCCGGAAGAAUAACCGCAAAUACACAGAAGAUGAGAUGGAAGCAUUGCAGAAUGUUAAAAUCAAGCUCCUUGAAGGGAAAUUUAAAGUAUCAUCAAAUGAGGAAGACUACAAUUCUGAUACAGAAUCUGUUUCAGAAUCAGAUUGUGAUCUGGGUUUGUCAAAAUCGUUUUUACAAAAGUCGGCAGGUUUUAAUCCACACGUAUCACAGUUGAUGCCACAAACGGGUAAUUAUAAAAUUAAAUGUGACAUCUGUUUGAAACUAACUCAGUUCGAUAAGGUCAAAGGUCGUCAUUUGUUUUCUGAAGGUGAUGCAGAAUAUUAUCAAGUUUGUGAUAAUUGCGAGCAAGAUGUUUUAAAAAUAAGAUAUUUGUGUGUAGAAAUUAAUCGAUGUGAUUCGAAGGAGCAACUUUAUAGUUGUUAUCUAUGUUGUAAACCUUUUUCACAACAAUAUGAGUUAAUAAAUCAUGCCGCCUAUCAUAUCAGACAGAAAGCAAAUUCUUGUGCAGUAUGUGGCAAGGAAACUCUUUCAGUCGUUGCACGACAAGGCCAUUUCGUAGAACAUAUGGACAAAUCAAUGGUAAUAGAAUGUCGCACAUGUACGAUAAACUUCCUCUCUGCAGGAGAUUUUUUAACCCAUGAAUGCUUGAAAAUAUUAAGGAAAAAUGAAACGGUGGAUAUUUGCAAUGUUUUUGCCAAGUCUUCAAAUGAUGUGAAGGUUUCUGGCCAGUCCCUGGAUGAUUCAGGUGAAACUCAAAGUAUACCAACAUUCACUUCCAUCUUCAACCAUAGAGGCAAUUUAUUUUGUGCGAUCUGUAGAUUUACAUUUGUUAACAAAGAAAAUUAUGAGCGCCAUAUGGAUAACCAUAUGACAGGAAAGAUGUUAAAAUGUGAUAUUUGUUUCAAGGAAUUUGCACGAGAGGUGUACAUUAAGGCGCAUAAAAGUCGUUGUCAUGCUGCCCAGGGAAAAUUCAUGUGUAAAUUUUGUGGCAAAGGUUUCCGCGAAACACGCAAUCUCUUGCUUCAUGUCAGGGUACAUUUUGGCCGUAAACCAUACAAGUGUUCUAAAUGUAAAUCAGUAUUUACACAGAGAACAAACGCUGUUAACCAUGUUGAGACACAUCAUCCAAAAGAUCCCAUGACUAGAGUCAUUUAUUAUCCAGCAGAUAAGAGACACAAUGCUGAAGACUUCAUGUUGAAGGAAGGAGAAAAAGCCCCAUUUUUGCCAACAGAAAAGUCCAGUGAACAGGCUGCUCUGAUCUGUGAAUUUUGUCACAAUGGUGUCAAAGAUAUACAUGAAUUAAACAAACAUUUUAAACUUCAUAAGCAGCAUCCUUACAAAUGCCCCAUCUGUUCUGAGGAGUUCUUGUAUAAGCAUUACAUCACACGACAUAUUGAAUCACUUCAUAGAGAUGCUACAAUCGUGACCACUCUGCUAGAAUCACCUUCAGGGGACAUCAGACCAACAUCCCAACCUGUUUUACAAUGUGGUAAGGAGGGAUUCAAACCAGCACCAAAAAGACGCGCCAAAGACCAUUUUACGAAAAGAUGCACUAAGGACUAUAUUGACUUUGAUAAAUUGACAGAAACAAUUGGUAACAAAGCAUUUGAUGAAAUAUCAGGUGCAUCAAGUUCCAACGAAGACAAGUCUGAAGAGCCAACAAUGUCUGGUUCCAUGCAUUUAAAAUUGCCUUCCAGCUCGUUACCUCGAUUAACACAGCAAGAGAAACGUCAGAAAACAAUUAAUAGAAAGCGUAUUGCCAACUUGAUAGUAAAGAAUAGUCUUGGAGUAACCCCUAAUGCAUAUUCCAUAAAUUCUUCAGAGUUGCAUGGGCCAGGUUUUGCUCCAGGUCCAUUCACCCACCAACAGGCUGUAUCAAUGAUGAAUGGACGAUCUUCGAAACCAUCCAAGUUACUAUUCAAUACAGGAGCUCUGAUAUCAGUACCUAGAAAUACUCUCAAUUUGUCUAAAAGCUCUUUGGGAAGAAGUUUCCCUUCUUCAACUCCUGGCAGCAAGCAAGGGUACCCAGCACCUAACAGUCAGCAACCGUCUUCAACAUCUAGCAGCCAGCAAGGGUUGGCAGGAGUUCGUACAACUACAUCUGAUUGUGAAUCUGGUCUGUUGUCUGAUUUUCACCAGUCAUCAGAGGAAGACACAGCUUCUUCUGAAGUUUUGCAAACAACCUCAGCUUCAGGUACUGAAGAUGUCAGCUGUAAGUUGUGUUGGAUAAACUUUGAUUCUGAAGAAGAUUUUUAUGCUCACAUGUCACUUAAUCACCCAGGUCAGAAGAACUAUAAAUGCAAAAUAUGUAACACAGAAUUCAUCUUACAAAGUGCUUUAACUUUUCAUAUGAUGGUUCAUCCAAAAGUUGUUGGUGCAGAUACCCACCCAGCCGGGAGUUCCAAGGGAGGUGGUGCUCCUAAUCAACUUCUUUGUCCAAAAACAAAACCCUGUGAUGCCUUAGCAAUAAUUCUGGAUCCAUUGACAACAGAUAUAAAAAUUGAAGAAGGAUCAUCUAAUUAUUCUUGUGAGCUUGAUAAUUCUAUUGAUGACAAUUGUUCAGUAAGAUUUCAGCAAGGAGGUGCAAGCGCCAAAACUGCAGACACAGCUAUUGAAUCAGACUGUAUGGAAAUUAAUAUGAAUAAUUUUUCUAAAUCUGCUACUUCAAGAAUGGAUUUAUCCCACAUUAAAACUGAAAGCAUUGAUAAUCACGAUUCAGAAGGAAUUCCAGGACCGUCUGCAUCGGCUGGUCCAACUCCGAUGUUAAGGGAACAAUUCCAAACUGCAGAAUCAUCGAGCACGAUCUCUCCUGAACACAUAAAGGCUAUGUUAAAUUGGGCGAAUUCUGAGGAAAAUGUGUUUAAUCUUAGUCAAACUGGCCCUAAAAGAGUUAUUCAGAUUCCCCAGCGCCGAGUAAAACCUGUAGAUGUUAAAAAAUGCAUUAAAUGUCAUAUUUGUGGAAUGGUUUUAAAAGAUAAAGUUUUUCUUAAAGAACAUCUUUACCUUCAUUUGGGACUGAAACCAUUUAAGUGCGAGCAGUGUGAUCAUAAGUUUGCGAAGAAAGAUUAUUUGAAUGAGCACAUGCAGAGGAUACAUUCUGGACUAAAGCCCUUUAAGUGUUCAGAAUGUGACAAAUGUUUUUCAACAAAACGAAAUUUAAAUCUUCAUCUUCGCGGACAUUUUAAUGUAGAACCUUAUCAGUGUGGUGUGUGUCUUAAGAGAUUUAAAACUGCUACAGCCUAUAAAUAUCACACAAAAAGAAAUCACCUGGAGAAAACAUCAAGUGAAUGAUGAAUAGGUUCUUUUAUCAAUAAUGAAUUAAAGUCGCUGAUGGUCAUUUGGGGGAUUCUUGCAAACUAUAAUCUUAUGAAAGGUGAAUCUCUAAAAGAAAUAUCAGUCCAAAAAUGAUUUAAAGGUCACUGGAAAAGCUUCAUAAUUGUUUUAAAUAAUGCAAGGAAUUAUGUCAACAUAUCCUUUCUAUAAGUAAAUUACAAUCCUGAAUGUCAAUGUUUUUUUGUUUCAGGUUGUCUGAAUGGGAUUAGGGAACAGGCUUAAUGUAUGUAAAACCCCUCUCCCUGUUACCUGCCACUGGUAAAUUUCAACAGGUAGAUUUCCGCUGUUCUCUGUGAGUAGUUGUAAUUUUCCGCCAGUAUACAAGGCAUGACGUAAUUUUAGUCCUUCUGCUCAUAUUCUAGUCUAUAUUUCUAUGAGCAAAAGGAAUAAAAUUAUGUCACAGCUUGUUUAUUGGCGGA
Molecule: messenger RNA, 5818 nt
Organism: Patella vulgata (common limpet)
Lineage: Eukaryota; Metazoa; Mollusca; Gastropoda; Patellidae
Product: zinc finger protein Xfin
Exons: 2
Coding region: 216-5357 (1713 amino acids)
Source: RefSeq, a predicted model, not a curated record